Molecule: messenger RNA, 982 nt
Organism: Alnus glutinosa
Lineage: Eukaryota; Viridiplantae; Streptophyta; Magnoliopsida; Fagales; Betulaceae
Exons: 3
Coding region: 162-671 (169 amino acids)
Biological process (GO): nucleoside triphosphate catabolic process
Molecular function (GO): nucleoside triphosphate diphosphatase activity
Source: RefSeq, a predicted model, not a curated record
CUCUCUCUCUAGACUCGGUCGAGCUGCUCUUUUUAUACGGAAAUUUGAGAACAAUUAUCUCGUCCUGGUUUUGGGUUUAGAGCUCGCUCAUCUCUUCUCUGUGGCCCCUUUCGUUUUGCUGUCAUUUUCUUUGUUCACUUGAGGAAAGCUUAGAGGUAGAGAUGAGUGGUCCUCCAGAAUGUGAAAGUGUUACUCUUGAUCUUCUCAAGAAGAAGAUGGAAGACUUUGCUAAGGAAAGGGACUGGCAGCAGUUUCACAGCCCCAGAAACCUCCUUUUGGCUCUGGUGGGUGAAGUUGGGGAACUCUCUGAGAUAUUCCAGUGGAAAGGAGAGGUUGCGAAGGGACUGCCUGAUUGGAAAGAAGAGGAGAAAGUGCACCUGGGUGAAGAGCUUUCAGAUGUUUUGCUCUAUCUUGUUCAGCUCUCUGACGCCUGUGGCGUUGAUCUUGGCAAAGCUGCUCUCAGAAAGGUUCAACUUAACGCGAUGAAAUACCCAGCUCCAAAUCAGCAAAGCCAGACCAACAUGAUCAAUGGCACCCAGACUGCAAUUUUCCGGCGCUGCCGUUGCUUCCGCCGUAUCUCAUCGCUCUGUCUUCCUCGGUUCUUCGUCUUCCAGUCCUUGUUUCGACCUGGUUUAUAUACCAAUCGAAACCUUGGGAGACCAUCGUGCUAGAGCCGUAAAGAACAGCCCGAUCGGAGCAUUCACGCUCCUCCACGCGCCGCCUGAAGAUUCUGCCGCCGCCAGACUCUGCUGCCGCUCCGCCGCCAUACGAUCCAGCCGUUCGAUCACUCCAAUUUUAGUACAGAUCCAUAGAUCCACCGCCUAGCUGCUCAGAGACACCAAGUAUGUCCAAAUUGGACGGUGGACGUGCCGCCAUGCGCCGCUAGAAGAUUGCAGCCUGCUGGUUCAAGCGCCCACGCGCCGCCACACCUCGCAUGUGUCAUCCACGCGCCAACCUUCUGCAGUGCCACGUCAGCUACUGC